GCAUGGCGGAGCUGAGCGGCGGCAGCGAGGCCGUGGCCGUGGAGCUGUGGCCGCCCGGGGAGGCCCCGCCGGCCUUCCAGUACAGCCCCGAGAGCGUGGCCGGAGCGGACGGACAGCUGGACCCCACGGAGGUGACGUUCCCGGGCUGCUCGUGCCGCAGCCGCUCCUGCGCGGCGCCCGCGUGCCCCUGCCUGAGCCGCGGGCACAGCUACAGCAGCCAGGGGCUCCUGCUGGCCCUGCAGCAGCACGAGCAGGAGCAGCCCUUCUCCAGGCCCGUGUUUGAGUGCAACAGCCUGUGCUGCUGCGGGGAGGGCUGCCAGAACCGCCUGGUGCAGCGGGGGCUGCGGCUGCGCCUGCAGGUGUUCCGCACGCAGCGCAAGGGCUGGGGCGUGCGCGCCCUGCAGCCCGUCCCCGCGGGCAGCUUCGUGUGCGAGUACGCCGGGGAGGUGCUGGGCUUUGCCGAGGCUCAGAGGAGAAUCCAGGCGCAGAGCCCACAGGAGCCAAACUACAUCAUUGCAGUGAGGGAGCACCUGCACGACGGGCGCCUCAUGGAGACCUUCGUGGAUCCCACGCGCGUCGGGAACGUGGGCAGGUUCCUGAACCACUCCUGUGAGCCCAACCUCUUCAUGGUGCCCGUCAGGGUUGACUCCAUGGUGCCCAAACUGGCGCUUUUUGCAGCUGCUGAUAUUGCUGCUGGAGAGGAACUCACGUAUGAUUACUCUGGAAGAUUCCGGAACUUCCCAGGGGCCAGCAGAGAACACAAAGCUCCGGAGGAGGAGAACAGCCUGAGGAAACCUUGCUACUGUGGCUCACGCACGUGUGCUUCCUUCUUACCUUGGGACAGCUCCCUCUUCUCCACACCAGCGAGUUCUCCAUAGCCUUUCAGCCUUUAACACACCUAGAAAUUCUGUUUUCUCCAGCAGUUAAAUCAAACUCAUUCUGCUCCAACAAGGAAGCACAUGGCGUUUGAGGAGCAGCAAAGACACAUGGUUUCAAGAACUAAUUUUAUGGAAAAACCUUUUCAAGGUGGAUAGUACAAGGGAUUAUUGGAGCUUUGAGAUGUUCCAAAAUCAGUGAAUAAGCCAAGCCUGGUGGUUUUGUCUGGUUUUCCUCUGACAGCUUGCUGUAUUCUCAGUUUGUACCCUUCAGAAAGAAUUUGUACCUCUGGCACUUGUACACAGACAGGACAUGAUAACAGCAGUUAUCAGAUACACAUCUAUACCUUAAAAGUCUAAGUAUCUAAAGGAGUUACCAUUCCUCAUGAUCAAACAUACAUCCUAAUCCUAAACUAGUGUAAAUGAGAGUAACUACACUGACAUCUCAAAUGUAGCCCACACAAUGUUGUUCAUAACAACCUCUAAUAAGAUUGCUGUCAUAUGAAUUAUUCUUCUGUAAUACACACAAUAACAGGUUUGUCGUAGUUCCAUUUAUAAGGGUAGCCCAUAAAAGGAAAGUCACUGAGAGUGGCUCAAGAAAAUAACAACAUGAACCAUGAUUCUUGCAAGAAAGGCAUUAGGUUCUUAAAAUCCAUUAAAUUAUUGUUUUUAAAUUA
Messenger RNA from Zonotrichia leucophrys gambelii, 1552 nucleotides. RefSeq names its product histone-lysine N-methyltransferase SETMAR. Lineage: Eukaryota; Metazoa; Chordata; Aves; Passeriformes; Passerellidae. The transcript is spliced from 2 exons. Gene Ontology annotation, cellular component: nucleus. The record is from RefSeq and is a predicted model, not a curated record. Gene Ontology annotation, molecular function: histone methyltransferase activity; zinc ion binding; protein binding. Bases 3 to 878 code for a protein of 291 amino acids.